Molecule: messenger RNA, 1353 nt
Organism: Rotaria sp. Silwood1
Lineage: Eukaryota; Metazoa; Rotifera; Eurotatoria; Philodinida; Philodinidae
Source: the annotation of a GenBank genome assembly
AUGAACUUAACAAAUAUUAAUAAUGAUUCUUUAUUGUCAUAUGAUGAAUUUUUUACCAAUACGCUCAACAUUAUACAAGGUUCAAUUUAUAUACCUAUUUUUUGUGCCGGGAUUGGCAAUAAUAUUUUAACUAUUUUAAUUAUUUUACUUAAUCAAGAUAUGAGAACAGUAACUAAUUGCUAUUUACUUAAUUUAGCUGUAAGUGAUACAUUACCAUUAAUUGUUAGUUUACCAUUUGAAAUUUCGUUUUUACCAAUUGAAGUUCCAUGGGGACAUCUUGGAUGUCGAAUUCGUGCUCUUCUUGCCGAAACUUCAACAAAUGCAUCAAUAUUAACCAUAAGCGCAUUCACAAUAGAACGUUAUUUAGCUGUAUGUGGUCCUUUUCGUAUAUCAUCUUUAUCGACAAUACGACGUGCAAUUAAAGUUCAAAUAUUUAUUUGGUUUAUUGCUAUACUUUCAUCUACACCUUAUUUUUAUUUUACAAAAAAUAUCGAUCAUCAAUGUUUAUUUGAUCGAAAUUUUCAAUUAUUUGUUACUAUAUGUUUACACAUAUCAGCAACUUGUUUUUUUCUUUUACCAGUAUUUAUACUUUGUCUGUUAUAUGCUUUAAUGGGACAACGAUUAUAUAAUGUUGGUCUACUUCAUGAAGUACAUCAUUUAAAAAAUGAAAAAACUAAUUCAAAUCCUUUACCAACGAAUUUACAACAUUGUAGAAGUGUUGAUAAUCGUUUAGAAGAACAAGGAUUUCAACCAACUCAUUAUUCAUUAUCACGUACUUUAACAGUAUCUCGACAAUCAACAUAUCGUAAUGGAAAUAGUUCUUCAUCUACUUUAUUAUUACAUAUACAAGCAAUGAAAAAAUCAGCUUUUAAAAUGCUUUUUGCCGUAGUCAUUGCUUUUAUUAUAUGCUAUGCUCCAUUUCAUGGACAACGUUUAAUAACAAGUCGUUUAAAUGUUUCACAUUUAUCAUUAAUUCAACGACGUGCAAUAACUAUAUUUUACUUUAUUAGUGGCAUUUUUUAUUACAUCGGUUCAACCGUAAAUCCAAUAUUUUAUCAUUUAUUUUCUCGUAAAUAUCGUUUAGCAUGUAUUCGUACAAUGAAAAAAAUUGCUCGUUGUAAAAAACGUCGUCAUCAAAGUCAUAAUAACAAUGAAUAUUUUCAGAAACCAAAUAAAAUUUCAUUAUUAAAACAUUAUCCAAAUACACUUCGAACAACAAGAAAAAUACCAAAUGCAACGCCAAUUAUAUACCGGUCACCCAAUAGAUUAAAAGAAACUGCUGAUACGAGACAGAAUAGAAAAAAUUUAUUACGUAUAUCGUUACCUCCAUUUACUCAAGAACGAGUUCAUUAA